Messenger RNA from Podospora pseudopauciseta, 779 nucleotides. RefSeq lists its product as uncharacterized. Lineage: Eukaryota; Fungi; Ascomycota; Sordariomycetes; Sordariales; Podosporaceae. Bases 561 to 779 code for a protein of 72 amino acids. The transcript has 3 exons. The record is from RefSeq and is a predicted model, not a curated record.
GUGUUUUGGAGGUUGGUUGUGAUGUAACUUUGAGAUAAAAACUCAGAGUAAGACGGCUGACCACCAGAAUCAGUGAUCAAUCGUACGUAUCAUGCCUCCUCAAUGCAUCUUCAACUCCAAUCUGCGCUUGCCAUAUCGAAGCAAGGUGACAUCCCUUGAUGGGGACAUUGGCCUAAGUGGGGCAUCGUGGCGCUCCCGUGAAGAAAAGCCUUGGCAUCUUGACUCCACUUAGCCCCACCUACUCCACUAUCUCUUGGCUGUGAAGCUGAGCUUAAUUAAUUACAAGCCCAAGCCUACGCCGACAGGAGCAAACACGGGAAAGAGUCGCGAGAAUAAUGUGUCGUGAGGGAGAAAAGCGAUGAGGGCUUCCCGGAGUCACUUCUGGAAUGACGGGAAGGAUAACUCAUCAAGGACAAGCUCGAGGCCAACUAUCAGUUUUUCACAUCAAGAAAGCUCCUUUCCGAAACCUCCCGGGUCCAGAUCCGCUCCUCCUAAUUUUCUCCCGUACUUAGCCGACGAAACGGGACGUACAUCCUGGAGAGCCAAGCAAGCAAACCACAAUGUCGUCUAUCACCCUAGACAUGCACCCCGUGGCUUGGUGUAGUGCAGACCUGGAAUCUGGGACUAGAACCAUAGCUAUCUGCCGCCGCCUUGUCACGAGAUCUGGAGUUGUGACGCACUACUUGACAGCAGCGAGCUGCUUGGCUCCAGAUAGCCUCAUGGUUCGCCGGGCUGCGUCGCUCAAAGAGACCCUUGGUUUUUUCGAAAGCUGGGGGUGA